Messenger RNA from Talaromyces atroroseus, 1767 nucleotides. RefSeq lists its product as hypothetical. The coding region runs from base 1 to 1767 and encodes 588 amino acids. The transcript is spliced from 4 exons. The record is from RefSeq and is a predicted model, not a curated record. Lineage: Eukaryota; Fungi; Ascomycota; Eurotiomycetes; Eurotiales; Trichocomaceae.
AUGAAGGACAAGGAAAGCUAUGACGUUGUGAUUAUUGGAGCAGGCUGGUACGGUCUUAUUGCAGCCACGACGUAUCUUCGGCUUGCCCCAGAGACGAACUUACUCAUCGUCGACAAUGGCAACUCCAUUGGCGGUGUAUGGAGCAAAGAAAGGAUUUAUCCCAAUCUCUUUGCUCAAGUAGGGCAUGGUCUGUUUGAGUACUCCUUCUACCCUAUGAAGAAAAAAGGUCUCACACCAGAUCGUUAUAUCUCUGGAAAUACGAUUCAUGAGUACUUAAAUUCCUUCGCCCAAGACUAUGAUUUGAUGCGUCGAAUUCGUCUCAAUACUACUGUGGAAAAUGUCGAAAAGAUGGCCGGUGGAGGUUGGCGACUUGAUAUUUUAAAAGAAAAACCUCUCUGGGCGACCAAACUCAUUGUUGCCAGCGGGGUCUCUUCAAAACCGUAUAUUCCUACCUGGCCCAUGGAAGGCUUUACAAAGCCCAUAAUUCACUCUGCCCAAAUCGGCACAUCACUAGAUGCGCUUCAUGACCCGUCUGUCAAGCAAGUGACGGUUCUAGGUGCUGCUAAAUCCGCAUACGAUACCGUUUUCUUGUUGCUGAAGGCAGGAAAACAAGUUGACUGGAUAAUCCGGGACAAAGGUUCUGGCCCCCUUGCAAUCAUGCCACCUCGCCUAUUCGGCAUUUUCAACACAGUCGACGUUAUGGGUACUCGAGCUCUUGCUGCUUUCAGUCCGGCCAUUUUAAACACUAGAGGUGCUUGGUAUCAACUUCUUCACAAGAACUUUCUUGGUAGGUUCGUCACGAUGAAGUUCUGGAGUAUCGUAACGAUGGCAGCCGAAUACCAAGCUGGCUAUUAUAAGAGCCCUAAUGCAGAGAAAUUACGGCCCAUACCAAAAGGUUACGGAGUUUUCUGGGCGAACUCGGGUCUCGGAUUAGCUAGUGUUCCCGAUUUUUGGAAGACGUUUCACGCUGGCGGGGCUACAGUGCACCGAACUGAAAUCAAAUCCUAUUCAGAUGGAAAUAAAGUGAAUUUGGUCAACGGAACAUCACUUCCGACUGAUUAUGUGAUUUUGUGUACUGGGUGGACUGAUGCUCUGGAACCUUUCAAACAAGACCUUCGUGCUCAGUUUGAUCUACCAUCCAAUGAAGACUUCAAAUCCAAAUGGCAAAAGCUUGAUAUUCAAGCCGAGGAGAUCGUUGAAAAGGCCCUUCCGCUUCUUAUUAACACGCCAGAUACUUUCGUUCCAUCUGCCUCUCAGAGGCGACCCUGGAGAUUGUAUCGCAGGUUAGUCUCUUCUCGCAUGGCUGCAGAAGGCGAUCGGUCGAUUUUCUUCCCUGGUCAAAUACAUUCAGUAUACACGCCGCUUGUGGCUGAGAUGCAAGCACUCUGGGGGGUUUCUUUUCUACUAGGCCAACUAGAGCUCCCUAGUCAAGAGGAGAUGGAGGAAGAGAUUGCUGUAUGGAAUGCAUGGACUCGAAAGCGCUAUUUGGAGCAAGGAAGGAAGCAUGCAUACUCCAUCUAUGACUACCUUGCAUAUGUUGAUACAUUAGCCCGCGAUCUUGGUAUCAAUACGAACCGCAAGUGUAAUCCAAUCGCUGAAAUGUUUUCGACAUAUGUCCCCAGUGAUUAUAAUGGGCUCAUUGACGAAUACCUUUACGUAUUGGAAAAGAACAAGGCCAAUAAAUUCAAAGAUGAGGUGAAAACAAACGAUCAUGCAAAUGGCAAGGCAAAUGGCGAGGCAAAUAGUCACAUAAAUGGGUACUAUUGA